Messenger RNA from Solanum verrucosum, 2353 nucleotides. RefSeq names its product probable 1-deoxy-D-xylulose-5-phosphate synthase, chloroplastic. Gene Ontology annotation, biological process: terpenoid biosynthetic process. The transcript is spliced from 10 exons. Gene Ontology annotation, molecular function: 1-deoxy-D-xylulose-5-phosphate synthase activity. The record is from RefSeq and is a predicted model, not a curated record. NCBI's taxonomy places the organism in Eukaryota, Viridiplantae, Streptophyta, Magnoliopsida, Solanales, Solanaceae. Bases 134 to 2263 code for a protein of 709 amino acids.
CAUAUACUUUUCAUUCACCAUCACUACAUUUCCAGAAAUGCUCUGUUUGUCCCGUUAUACGCCAUUUUCCAGUUGAUUUUUCCGCAAGCUCUCAAUUUCAUACUCUAAAUCUCAUUUUUACCGAAUUGAGUGGAUGGUUGCUGUUACUUCUCAGUAUCCAUUUGGUAUCUGCCCUCAAUUCCAUGGAAAUUCAAGGUUACUUUCCCCAGAAACGGACUUCUCUGCUCUCAAUUUUCCUUACAGACUGGGAUAUUCAAGAUUGACUCUUCACCCCAAGGGUCAUGUUGCUGAAAUACAUUCUUUGCCACAUGCCGGUGAUUUCACUGGUGAAAAUGAGCCAACACCAAUUCUUGAUGCAAUUGAAAGUCCCAUGAACCUAAAGAAUUUAUCAACUAAGGAACUGAAACAACUAGCUAAUGAAAUUCGAUCAGAAUUAUCUUUUAUCAUCGCAAAAUCUCAAAAACCUUCAAGUUCCAGUCUGACUGUUGUGGAGCUGACUGUUGCUAUUCACCAUGUAUUUCAUGCCCCUGUGGACAAAAUAUUGUGGGAUGUGGCUGAACAAACAUAUGCACAUAAACUUCUCACUGGAAGGAGGCAGAUUAUGCAAGCACUUGAAAACUCAAAAGGCCGGCCUGUGGCAGCGCCAGAUUUUGAGAGCGGAUAUGACCCCUUCGGAGUAGGGCAUGGAUGCAACAGUGUAUCUGCUGGACUUGGAAUGGCCAUUGCCCGAGAUUUUAAGGGGAAGCGUGAUCGUGUAGUGGCAGUGAUCAACAAUGAAACAAUUAUGGCCGGCCAAGUUUAUGAGGCAAUGCGCAAUUCAGGCUAUUUGGACUCAAAUAUGAUUGUGAUAUUAAAUGAUAGUCGGCAUUCUUUACACCCAAAGGUUGAGGAGGCCUCUAAAAUACCUAUUAAUGCUUUCUCAAGUACUCUCAGCAAACUUCAGUCAAGUAAACUUUUCCGGAGGUUUAGAGAACUUGCUAAGGUAUUAACUAAGAAAAUCGGGAAAGGCAUGUAUGAAUGGGCAGCCAAGGUUGAUGAGUAUGCACGUGGUAUGAUUGGCCCGCCAGGAUCAACCCUCUUUGAAGAGCUUGGCCUUUACUACAUUGGCCCUGUUGAUGGACACAAUAUUGAAGAUCUAGUAUGUGUUCUGAAUGAAGUGGCAUCUUUGGAUUCAAUGGGUCCUGUUUUAGUUCAUGUUAUAACCAAGGAAGAACUGGAAGUAGGAGACAAUCAAAUGAAUGCAGUUGCAAAUAAAAUUAUGGAAGGUGUAUCUAGCUCAGGCACUAUACCUUGUGGCAAUCGAACAUAUAGUGAUUGCUUUGUAGAGGCCUUGAUAUCAGAGGCAGAGAGACACAAAGAUAUUGUAGCUGUUCAUGCAGGCAUGGGAAUGGAGCCAUCACUUCACCUUCUGAAGGAUGUCUUUGCAGAGAAGUUCUUUGAUGUUGGGAUGGCCGAACAACAUGCGGUAACAUUUGCAGCUGGGUUGGCAUGUGGAGGGCUGAAGCCAUUCUGCAUAAUUCCUUCAGCUUUCCUCCAAAGAGCCUAUGACCAGGUCGUCCAUGAUGUAGAUCGUCAGAAGGUUCCCGUGCGUUUCAUCAUUACAAGUGCUGGAUUAGUAGGAUCUGAUGGUCCUAUACAUUGUGGGGCAUUUGAUAUAGCAUUUAUGUCCUGUUUGCCAAACAUGAUAGUGAUGGCUCCUUCUGAUGAAGUUGAGCUUUCUCAUAUGGUGGCAACUGCUGCCCUUAUUGAUGACAGGCCGGUUUGCUUCCGCUACCCUCGAGGUGCCCUUUCAGUGAUGGAACACUCAUUUAGUGGAAUUCCCAUUGAGGUUGGCAGAGGGAGAAUACUUACAGAGGGUAAAGAUGUUGCUUUACUUGGCUAUGGAUCCAUGGUACAAAAUUGUCUGAGAGCUCAAUCACUUCUUUCAAAGCUUGGUGUUGAAGUGACUGUCGCUGAUGCAAGAUUCUGCAAGCCCCUUGACAUACAACUUCUUAGGCAAUUAUGCAAGAACCAUUCCUUUCUAGUUACAGUCGAGGAAGGCUCUAUAGGAGGAUUUGCAUCACAUGUAGCACAGUUCCUCUCACUCGAUGGACAGCUCGAUGCAGGAAUUAAGUGGCGACCAAUCACUUUGCCUGACAACUAUAUCGAGCAAGCAUCACCAAAAGAGCAGCUUGCUGUUGCAGGACUGACUGGAAAUCACAUAGCUGCAACUGCACUGAGUCUGCUUGGCCGUACUCGAGAAGCUCUUCUUUUGAUGUGCUAAAUUCUAUUUAAUUGUUCUUGUAAAGUGUAAAUAUCUUAGGCCCUCCUAUACAUACUUAUGAAGUGUAGAAGUGGAAAAUACACAAGGUAG